AUGUCCAAUCCUCUACCUUCAGUUUCUCCCACGGUCGCUCGGCCCGUGGCCGUUCCCGUCGAGUCGUCAUCACUCUGGGAUCGUAUCACCACAUGGGCAUCCGAGAACAAGGCUGUUGUCUACACCAUUGCUGGCGUUGCUGUUGUUUUCACUGGUGCUGGUGUCGUAUACUAUCUUAACAGUGAUUCGAACAAUAACAACGGUGCUCCCAAGCUCAGCAAGAAAGAGAGGAGGAAAAGGAAGGAGGUCGAGAAGAAAGCAGCCGAAGAAGCAGAGAAGGCGGCUGCAGCACCGGAGAAAGAAAUCCCAUCGCAGCCAAAGCCUACAAGUGUCGAAAGCACCGACGAGCUGCCCGAGAUCGAUGAGGCAUUCGUAGCGACACUAUCACCAGAGCAACGAGACACUUAUGCCGGGAAGCUUAAGGAUGCCGGCAACAAGGCGUACGGCAACAAGGAAUACAACCGGGCCAUCGACCUAUACUCGAAGGCUAUUCUGUGCAAGGCGAACCCCAUUUUCUACUCUAACCGGGCCGCCUGCUACAACGCCUUGGGAGAGUGGAACAAAGUUGUCGAAGAUACCACCGCUGCGACCAACCUCGACCCUGAGUACGUCAAGGCUCUCAACCGCCGAGCCAACGCCUACGAGCAUCUAAAGAUGUAUGGCGAGGCUCUGCUCGAUUUCACUGCUUCGUGCAUCAUCGACAGCUUCAAGAACCAGAGUAGUGCCGAGGCCGUUGAACGUCUAUUGAAGAAAUUCGCCGAGCAGAAGGCUCAGGAGCUGAUCGCCAACCGUCCCGUCAAGCUGCCGUCCCAUACCUUUGUCGGCAACUACCUGCAGAGCUUCCGUACUAAGCCUCGUCCUGCCGGCCUGGAGGACUCCGUGGAGCUCUCGGAGGAGACUGGCCCCGGUCAACUACAGCUCGGGUUGAAGGCGAUGGAUAAGCGCACAGGCGAUGGCUACGAAGAAGCGAGAGCGGCAUUCGACAAGGCCCUCGAGUUGGGAGACCUCGGCGAAAAUGAAGCCCUCGGCUACAAUUUGCGAGGCACCUUCCGAUGCCUGCUCGGCAAGCACGAGGAUGCCAUGGCUGACUUGACUAAGAGCAUUGAACUGGAUCCGUCCAUGACCCAGAGCUACAUCAAGCGCGCCAGCAUGAGUCUCGAGAUGGGUGCGGCUGACGCAGCCGCCGAGGAUUUCGAGAAGGCCCUGGAGCAGAACAGCGAGGACCCCGAUAUCUACUACCAUCGCGCACAGCUGCACUUCAUCAAGGGCGAGUUCUCCGACGCGGCCAGGGACUACCAAAAGUCCAUCGACCUGGACCGCGACUUCAUUUUCUCCCAUAUUCAGCUCGGUGUGACCCAGUACAAGAUGGGUUCCAUCGCAUCGUCCAUGUCUACCUUCCGCCGGUGCAUUAAGAACUUUAAGGAGGUGCCUGAUGUGUACAACUAUUACGGAGAGCUGCUCCUGGAUCAGGGCAAUUACCAGGAAGCUGUGGAGAAGUUUGACACGGCGAUUGAGAUGGAGAAGAAGACCAAGCCCAUGGCCAUGAAUGUCCUGCCGCUUAUCAACAAGGCGCUCUGCCUGUUCCAGCAAAAGCAGGACUACUCCGAGGCCGAGAAGCUGUGCGAGAAGGCUCUCAUCAUCGAUCCCGAAUGUGAUAUUGCCGUCGCCACCAUGGCCCAGCUGCUCCUCCAGCAGGGUAAGGUGACCGAGGCACUCAAGUACUUCGAGCGCGCCGCCGAGUUGGCACGCACUGAAGGCGAGACAGUCAACGCCCUCUCAUACGCCGAGGCUACACGCACCCAGCUUCUGGUGCAAGAGAAGUAUCCCAAGCUGGCCGCUCGGCUGCAGGGCAUGAACCCUGCUCUGGGCCGGUAG
Messenger RNA from Sodiomyces alkalinus F11, 1875 nucleotides. RefSeq names its product import receptor. NCBI's taxonomy places the organism in Eukaryota, Fungi, Ascomycota, Sordariomycetes, Glomerellales, Plectosphaerellaceae. The record is from RefSeq and is a predicted model, not a curated record. Gene Ontology annotation, molecular function: protein binding; protein-transporting ATPase activity. The transcript is spliced from 3 exons. Gene Ontology annotation, cellular component: mitochondrial outer membrane. Bases 1 to 1875 code for a protein of 624 amino acids. Gene Ontology annotation, biological process: intracellular protein transport.